AUGGUCAUUAACGAGCUGCGAUCCCUCUACCUAUACUUCACCGCCCCCAACGUGUCCAUCACCGUCUCGAUGAAGGGCACCGUCUUCCUCGACAUCAUCGGCGUCAAGGCGCGCAUGAUGCUGCCGGACAUAGCCAUCCUGGUGGCCAUGUGGGCCGGCUGCUGCGCGCUGCUGUGCUUCGUGAUGCACUGGCGCAACGGGCGCCGGAGGGCGUGA
Messenger RNA from Monoraphidium neglectum, 216 nucleotides. RefSeq lists its product as hypothetical. The coding region runs from base 1 to 216 and encodes 71 amino acids. The transcript has a single exon. Lineage: Eukaryota; Viridiplantae; Chlorophyta; Chlorophyceae; Sphaeropleales; Selenastraceae. The record is from RefSeq and is a predicted model, not a curated record.